Messenger RNA from Suillus discolor, 546 nucleotides. RefSeq lists its product as uncharacterized. The record is from RefSeq and is a predicted model, not a curated record. Lineage: Eukaryota; Fungi; Basidiomycota; Agaricomycetes; Boletales; Suillaceae. The coding region runs from base 1 to 546 and encodes 181 amino acids. The transcript is spliced from 3 exons.
AUGCCGUCUACACUAACUUCAGCUUGCAGUAAACCCACUGAAGUCUGUAGCAAACACUUCAAUCCAUAUGUUCGGCCCUCGCCACCUGUCGAGGCGUCCAGCAAUGAGAAUCUGGAACCAAUCACAGCACAUCUAAUGAGGAGGUUUGCCAUGUAUUUCAAUGAGUGCGAUGCUCAUCUGGGACAGGAAAUGCUAGACACACAAUUCAUGUGGAUGGGAUCCGCCAUGUCCAUUGACGAACCCAAAUCACCUGGCGGGACAUUGGGAAGUGCACAAGAUAUUUCUAUCCAAAGUCCUGAUGUAGCAGGUGAUGAGGCAUUUCAGGCGCAGAUCUCGAUGGCCAAUGUUGACAUCAGCGGCAGUCAGGCUGUGGGGCACCUGUCUUUGAAGAAAGAAAAACUUGUUCGUGGCCUACAGAAGGCAAUGAACAAGUAUCUCCAUCGUCAUUGUGAAGAGGGGCAUCCGACCACUGACCUAUUACGCGAGCGCAUCUAUGCAGCACUCAAGGGUGCAUUGUUGGGCAUUGAAGUUGAGCCCCUUCAGUGA